Molecule: messenger RNA, 1599 nt
Organism: [Torrubiella] hemipterigena
Lineage: Eukaryota; Fungi; Ascomycota; Sordariomycetes; Hypocreales; Clavicipitaceae
Source: the annotation of a GenBank genome assembly
CCCUGCAAAUACACACAAAGAUAACCGACCGGUUUACCACGUGUCCCGAUUUACGUACUCCCCAGCCAUCACGAAUCCCAAUCAGGUAAUCGCCCUGCUUGUCCGUCUCCCCCAAAACACCACCACACAGUAUCAUCCGCCGAUCGACUUCCCAACCAAGAUGCUCCUCACAACGUGCCAUCCCAAAGCAUGCCCUCCGUGCGCGAUACAUGGCCACAGAGGCCACUGUAGCCGUUAAUAGAUCGCCGGGCAUGAUGACAGCAGCUGGACGUCCAGCGUACCAGCAAUGGCCAAGCGACGAACCCAAGCACCGCCCUCUUGCAUAGCGGCCACCUGGAAGCGACGCCGCUGCGGCAUAUAAGAAGCAUUGAUAAAUAGAGGAGGCGGGCAUUUGGCACCUUCUCUUCUUCAUUCUUUCUUUAGAAAAAGGGCCUUCUUUUAAUUCCCAUCGGUAUUCCCCCUUGCCGCAGAACAUACACUCUUUCGCCACCGUACAUAACAUAACGAAUACACACAAUGAAGACUUCCGCUGCCAUCUUACUAUCGCUCAUCGCCGGCGGGGCCACUGCUGCAAACACCGUCAGCCCACGCCACUAUCCCAUCUACGAAGGCAACCGCGGCUUCGAGGAGACAGCCAACUUUUCCGAGUCGUCACGCCUGGAGGAACCCAAGCCCGACAAGAACGGCUGCUCCGAGGGCCAGCAGAUUGCCGUCCCGUCGUACAUCCAUCCCAAGGACAACCCGACAGCAUGGAAGCAGCUGAUUGCGUACGACAGAACCAAGGUCAGCAUCCUGGUGGCCAACGUUGUCAACGGCCCCAACGUCUCCAUCAACCAUGACUGGAGCACCACCAUCCACAACGCCUCCAUGGCGGGCAAGAAGGUCCUGGGUUACGUGCGCACGGGAUACCUUGGCCAAAACGCAAAUAACUUCACGACGCUCGACGGCGCGCGCGACAUGGAGUCGUGGGUGCAGCAGAUCCAAAAGGACGUCGACACGUGGUACUUCCAGUACGGCGAGAGCAUUGGCGGCAUCUUCUUUGACGAGGGCCUUCCCGAGUGCGGCCGCGACAACGAGUACGCCGACCUUUAUGCCCGCAUCAACAACUACACUAAGCGCAAGUAUCCGACUGCCUUUACCGCGCUGAACCCGGGCCUGGCUGUGCCUCGCUGCUACGAGAGCACCAUGGACACCCUCAUGACGUAUGAGAACUCGUACGACACGUACAUCAACAAGUAUGUGCCCAACAACUGGACCGCCACGGACCCCUACAAGAUCUGGCACGUUGUCUACGGCGUCCCUGAGCACGAGGUCAAGCGUGUCACUGAUCUUGCCUGCGAGCGUGGUGCUGGCCUUGUCCAAGUCACCGACGGUAUUCAGCCCAACCCCUACAACACCCUGCCCAAGGACGGUUACAUGAGAAAGCUCAUGGAUUCCGUUGCUGGCGGUGAUCCUCUCAUUGGCUCUCCCCCAUCGUCUCUCCGUGUCCGUGCCGAGAACAAGAAGACCAAGUGCCUUCGCUCGCCGUCCACUGGCGGUGCCAGUGCUGCUUCGUUUAGCGCAUUCGCUGCCAUCCUCGCUGCCGUCAUUGCUCUGUAG